Molecule: messenger RNA, 1596 nt
Organism: Dinoponera quadriceps
Lineage: Eukaryota; Metazoa; Arthropoda; Insecta; Hymenoptera; Formicidae
Product: UPF0160 protein MYG1, mitochondrial-like
Exons: 6
Coding region: 74-1240 (388 amino acids)
Cellular component (GO): cytoplasm; nucleus
Source: RefSeq, a predicted model, not a curated record
UGUAGAGUCUUUUCGACUCACUGCGGCAGUUCAGGGAAAUCUUUGCUGUACUAUAUCUAUAUAUUCUUCGUCGAUGGCUACACAGUACACGCUGUUACAUCACGUGGCUUACAUCAGUAUCAGAUUCUUCAAUCUCAUCAAGUCACCUUUCCAAAAAACCUCUGUAUUUUCUUUCCCGUUAAAAAUGACGUCGAAUAAAGUAGACAAGCAAAUGAAAAUUGGCACGCAUGAUGGCACUUUCCAUUGCGAUGAAGUGCUUGCUUGUGUACUUUUAAAAAUGUUGCCACAAUACAUGAAUUCUACCAUAGUGAGAACUCGAAAUCAGGAUAUCUUAGAUAAAUGUGACAUUGUAGUGGAUGUUGGUGGAAUAUACAAUCCUUCCAUCCAUAGAUACGACCAUCAUAUGAGAGACUUUUGUGAAACAGCUAGCACCGUCCUAAAGAAACCAAAUUUCAACCGCAAGAUCAAGUUAAGCAGUGCUGGAUUGAUCUACUGUCACUUCGGCCAUGAAAUACUUAGGAAUAUAUUUCCACAUAUAAAGGAAGACAGAAUCAUUGAUCAGAUCUUCAAGCAAAUCUAUGAUACUAUCAUUUUGGAAAUUGAUGCUAUAGACAAUGGUAUACCGAUGUAUCCAGAUCUGCUAGAUCAGCCGGAACCAGAAUAUUAUAUACAUACUGACUUGAGUUCGCUAGUGAAACACAUGAAUGAGUGGACGAUCAAAAGUACGAAUAAUCAAGAAGCAUUUGAAAACGCUAUGGCUAUGGUGCAGCGUGUAUUCAUGAGUUUUGUAACCCGCACGGAGAAAGUUUGGUUACCAGCGAGAGAAGUUGUGCAAAACGCCAUAAACGGUCGAUUUGAGAUUGAUCCGAGCGGAGUGAUAAUGGAAUUGUCGAGACCGGUGCCGUGGCAGCAGCACCUGUUUCAUCUGGAGAAAGAAAUGGAACUUUCUCCGACGAUAAAAUUCGUCAUUUUUCCGGGCGAAGAAAAUUAUCGGGUUCAGUGUGUGCCGCAAGUAUUGAAUAGCUUCAUCUGCAGGAUAUUCUUGCCGAGUGAGUGGGGCGGUUUGCGUGAUGACGCGCUCGUGGCAGCCUGCGGAAUCGAAGGCGCCAAGUUUGUGCAUGCCACUUUAUUCAUCGGUGGACACAAGACCAGAGAUGGCGCCUUAGCUAUGGCUGUGGCAGCCUAUGAGUCUGGGAAGCUCUCGAGACCACUCGAGGAAUGUCCAUGUUCUGACGACUAGCAGGGUUCCUACCUGACAAUUUCUAGCUGCUUUGUCGACCUUUCUUCUUACACUCUGGGUCGUGAAAGUUAGGAAAUUUAAACUUUUUAUAUUUAUAUAUACAUAAACUCAAAUAUUAUGAGUGUGACGAGACAUGAAAUAAUGAAUUGCAUAAUACACAGUCGUCAAGACUUGAAUCAUGAUACGUUUACUGACGCUAUGACGAAUAGCAGGAUAGGAGACAGUUUUUAAGUGUGCCGUCGAUAUCUUACACUCUGGAUCAUGAAUUAGGAAAUUUAAUUUUUCAUGUUCAUGUGUAAAAACUAAGUUAUUAUGAAUGUAACGAAACGUGGAAGAAUAAAUCGUACAAUAUACAU